Molecule: messenger RNA, 8684 nt
Organism: Anopheles gambiae (African malaria mosquito)
Lineage: Eukaryota; Metazoa; Arthropoda; Insecta; Diptera; Culicidae
Gene: kcc
Product: solute carrier family 12 member 4
Exons: 24
Coding region: 1365-4634 (1089 amino acids)
Biological process (GO): chloride transmembrane transport; potassium ion homeostasis; chloride ion homeostasis
Cellular component (GO): membrane
Molecular function (GO): potassium:chloride symporter activity
Source: RefSeq, a predicted model, not a curated record
GGAUCUUUCGCUUCCUCCGUGCUGUUCAAAAUAAGCGUUAAAUCCACAUUGAUUUCCCCAUUUUUAAAACGGUUAAAGUGUGUUUUAGGAGCGAAUGAGCAGCACAUGGUAAAGUGAUCGUGUCGUGUUUUAGUGUGUGCAAUUACUACGAGCUACUAAUUCGUACUGGAAAAUUCGACCAUUUUCCCACAUCGGUUCUGUGCUCAGCACGCGUGUGAGAGUGCACCAAAGCAAACGAUUUGCAGCAGCAACUGGCAAACGGCAAAAUACGCAACCACGACGAUACGCAUACCCGUCUGUGGUGUGCGCCAUAAAAUGUAAACCGAUCGAUACCGUCCGAUCAAUAGUGAGUGGAGACGCGUGUGUGGCCCCCGGUGGUGUGGUAUUGGCGAGCAAUUUUGCAGACACACGCACCCCUAUGCGAGGGGGUGGGGGGAUGGUGUUGUGAGUGAAUGUGUGUUUGUUUGUGUGAUGCCCAAGGGUUGGUGAAGGUGGUGACGCACAGAGCAGCGUCGCACGGCAACGCAGCUGCAACUGUGACCGGGUCUGUGUAGUGCAUUGCUUGAAAUUGUAAACUCGCGCAUUUUGGGGUGGUUCGACGUUAGUGAGUGUGUGGCGUGCUCUUGCCGCAGUUGCUGCUUGAGAAAAAAAAGGUCUGUUGUUCGAACCUGGCCUUGUUUUGAAACGGUGCAAGGCACACAUAUCGCUGGACGGCUUUUCCUUCCCCCGAGCACACACACACACAUACCGACUCAUACCCGGCAUCGCGUAACUACGAGAAACCGGGUCGGGAACGUCAAUUUAGCAGACAGCACACCCCGCCUGCUUCGCCUGCGGGUGUACCAUUUCCCAAGCGAAAAGAGAACCGUGCUAGGUCGCGUGUGCCAAGAAGGAAAGAAAUCAAAGCAAUCUAUGCGCGUGUGGGUUACUGUUACUCGUACUAAAAUUGUGGAAAACAUUUACCAAGAAAAAGUCUGAGGUGCUGUUUUUUGCCGCCGCCGUUCCAGUAGUGGGGCCGGGUAAAGUGAAACGAAGUGAAUUCCGACCAUUAUUACGACCCCCUGGAUGGUUUUGUGUGUAUGUGUGUGUUGAAGAGUGUUUGAUAUCAGAGUUCUAAGUGGUCCCUAACCGCCCCACCCGGUGUAGGUGGUGUGUGUGUUUGUGUUUGUGGGUGGAUCUAGUUGAGUGCGUUUUCGGGUAGGUCCAGUGCCGCGCGCCUUGUGUCAGAAAGUGGUUUAGGUCCAUCGGUGUCCUUUUUUUGGCCGCACUUGGCUGGUGGCGUCAUCGGUGCUGCUCUCCAAUUUCUUGCGUACUUCUGCGAGGCACGGAAAGAUCCAUAAAUAACACGACCACAUUGACGGGCCAUGGCGGAACGUUUCAAGGUUACGAAAGCGGAACAGGCGGCCGGCCUAGACGAGGAGGCGGCCGUCACCGGAAAGCUACUGUCGAGCGAAAAGCAUCAAGGUGAACCCACCGAUGAUCAACCCUUCGUGUCGAAAGGAGAUAAAAUCGAUACAAAUCUGUACCUUUACUCGGAUGACAUUCAGGAACGUCCCCAUGUCACCACGCUCAUUUCGUCCCUGGCAAACUACUCGAAUACGAUCGCACCGGCACCGACGGAUCCCGAUGCCAAACCAGCACCUGCCGCCGCCCGCAUGGGCACACUCAUCGGUGUCUACCUGCCGUGCAUACAGAACAUUUUCGGUGUCAUUUUAUUCAUCCGUUUAACCUGGGUUGUCGGUACGGCUGGAGCCAUAUUCGGGUUUUUAAUCGUAUUAUGCUGUUGCUGUGUGACGAUGUUGACUGCCAUCUCCAUGUCGGCUAUCGCCACGAACGGGGUGGUACCGGCGGGCGGCAGCUAUUUCAUGAUAUCGAGAUCGCUGGGGCCCGAGUUUGGUGGCGCUGUCGGGAUGUUGUUCUACACGGGAACAACUUUAGCAGCCGCCAUGUACAUAGUCGGUGCGGUAGAGAUCGUACUGACAUACAUGGCACCCUGGCUCUCGAUAUUCGGCGACUUCACCAAGGACGCAUCGGCAAUGUACAACAACUUCCGCGUCUACGGUACCGGUCUGCUGUGCGUGAUGGGUCUGAUCGUGUACGUUGGUGUAAAGUUCGUGAACAAAUUCGCCACGGUAGCGCUGGCCUGUGUCAUCUUCUCGAUCAUCGCUGUCUACGCUGGCAUUUUCGAUAACAUCGAUGGAAACGAUAAGCUAUUCAUGUGCGUGCUAGGAAAGCGAUUGCUGAAGGACGUUGCCGUCGCCAACUGCUCGAAGGAUGAGGGCGGUGUACUGUGGAACUACUUCUGCGCCUCCGGCGAAUGUGAUCCCUACUUCAAAGAGCAAAACGUUACGCUGGUGCGCGGCAUCAAGGGACUGAAGAGUGGUGUCUUCUUCGACAACUUGUUCCCAUCUUUCCUGCAGGAAGGGCAGUACAUUGCGUACGGUAUGGAUCCGGAGCACAUCGAACCAUUGGACCGUCCGAGCUACAACCAGGUGUACGCUGACCUUUCGACUGCCUUCACGAUUCUGAUCGGUAUCUUCUUCCCGUCGGUAACUGGCAUUAUGGCUGGCUCGAACCGUUCCGGCGAUUUGGCGGACGCACAAAAAAGUAUUCCCAUCGGUACGAUUGGUGCCAUCGUGACGACCUCGACCGUGUAUCUGUCGUGCGUGCUGCUGUUUGCCGGCACCGUCGACAACCUACUGCUGCGUGACAAGUUCGGACAGUCCAUCGGUGGCAAGCUGGUGGUCGCGAACAUGGCCUGGCCCAAUCAGUGGGUUAUCCUGAUCGGCUCCUUCCUGUCCACGCUCGGUGCCGGGCUGCAGAGCUUGACCGGCGCACCGCGACUGCUGCAGGCCAUCGCGAAGGACGGUAUCAUCCCGUUCCUGGAACCGUUCGCCGUCUCGUCCAAGCGCGGCGAGCCGACGCGUGCCCUCAUCCUGACGCUGCUCAUCUGCCAGUGCGGCAUCCUGCUCGGCAACGUCGAUCUGCUCGCACCGCUCCUGUCCAUGUUCUUCCUGAUGUGCUACGGCUUCGUCAAUCUGGCCUGCGCCCUGCAGACGCUGCUGCGCACACCGAACUGGCGGCCGCGCUUCAAGUACUACCACUGGUGCUUGUCGCUGAUUGGGCUGACGCUCUGCAUUUCCAUCAUGUUCAUGACCUCGUGGUACUUUGCGCUGAUUGCGAUGGGAAUGGCCGUGCUGAUCUACAAGUACAUCGAGUACCGUGGUGCCGAGAAGGAAUGGGGUGACGGUAUCCGUGGUAUCGCCCUGUCCGCCGCCCGCUACUCGCUGCUCCGCCUGGAGGAGGGCCCGCCGCACACGAAGAACUGGCGCCCGCAGAUCCUGAUGCUGGCCAAGCUGAACGACGACUUUACGCCCAAGUACCGCAAGCUGUUCUCGUUCGUCUCGCAGCUGAAGGCGGGCAAGGGUUUGGCCGUGGUCGUGUCGCUCAUACCGGGCGAUUUUACGCGGCGGGCGGGCGAGGCGGCCGCCGCCAAGCAAGCGCUGCGCAAGGUCAUGGACGACGAGAAGGUGAAGGGCUUCUGCGACGUGCUGGUGGCUUCGAACAUUGCCGAUGGACUCUCACACGCUGUGCAAACCAUUGGGCUCGGUGGCAUGAAGCCGAACACGGUCAUCAUCGGCUGGCCGUACGGUUGGCGUCAGAGCGAGGACGAUCGCACCUGGCACGUGUUCCUGCAAACGGUGCGCCACGUUAGUGCCGCCCGGAUGGCGCUGCUCGUCCCGAAGGGCAUCAACUUCUUCCCGGCCAUCGGCGAUAAGAUUGCUGGAAACAUUGACAUCUGGUGGAUCGUGCACGACGGCGGGCUGCUGAUGCUGCUGCCGUUCCUGCUGAAGCAACACCGCUCGUGGAAGAACUGCAAGAUGCGCAUCUUCACCGUCGCCCAGAUGGAGGACAACUCCAUCCAGAUAAAGAAGGAUCUGAAGAUGUUCCUGUACCAUCUGCGUAUCGAGGCGGAAGUGGAGGUCGUUGAAAUGAUGGAUAGCGAUAUCUCGGCGUACACCUACGAGCGGACGCUUAUGAUGGAGCAGCGCAACCAGAUGCUGAGAAAACUUCGUUUGAACAAGCGCGAAAAGGAGAACGUGGUACAAGCCAUCGUUGACCAUCAUCAUCACAAUGACAACAAUACCAAGACCGCGUCCAAGGUUCGGUUCGCUGAUCCAUCCGAGAACAAAGAGGCCGGAAGCGAGGAAGCCGACCGGGAGGAAAAGAAUGAGACUGAAUCCGAAAAGGACAAGGACACCAAAGAAGCCACCGAUAGCGACAAGGAAGCGGCCGGUGCCGAAAAGCUGGCCAACAAUGUGUCCGUCUCGCCCGUCAAGGAUAAGAAGGCCGGCGGCGAUGCAGCGAAGGCGGCGGACGACGUGAAGUCUGCCUUCAAACCGGACGAGGGCAACGUCAGACGGAUGCACACGGCUGUGAAACUGAACGAGGUUAUAGUGAACAAAUCGCACGAUGCUCAACUGGUCAUACUCAAUCUGCCCGGCCCACCGAAGGAAACGUACAUGGAGCGGGAAAGCAACUAUAUGGAAUUCCUGGAGGUUCUUACCGAAGGUCUCGAGCGUGUGCUGAUGGUGCGAGGCGGCGGACGGGAAGUCAUCACGAUCUACUCUUAAAUCGCUAUCGCGCCUGCCGACAAAACCACACUGAUCGUACGUACGGGUGAGUGUGUAUGUGUGUGAGUGACACACACACACAUCUCGCCAAGAACAACAUCAACAACAACAACGGGCAGCAAACGCUUCGUCCAGUUUUCCAGCCCGCUUUCCGCAAGGACACGUUUCGAGGGGGGGGGGAGGGCGGGUCUAUGCGUAACCGAUAUUACGAACUCAUCCAUCGAGGCCAUCGUAUUUUAGCUGUAAGAAUGUAAACGCCCUUCUUCCCAUCUCCCAAUGAAUACGCGAAUGUACCAACAUACACAAACAAACACACAUACAUACACAACGUAAUGGAAGCAGCUCUCGAAACCGAAACCAAAAAGAGGAAGGAAAAAAACAAGCUCGAUCAAAUCGAUGGGUGUCUGGGAGAUCGCCCACAAGCAAGGCUAGCUUUUCGAAUAGAAGAAAACCCGUAGUAUGUUAAGGCGUUAUUAAGUGUCGUGUGCGGUUCGGGUUUUGUGCCAUUGGAACGGCUCUAUCUUUUUACACUACUGGUGUUGAGUGCUGGGGUGCUUGGGGUGGGGAGGGCUUGGAAGGGGGAUACGAAAAUGUGUGUGUGUGUGUGUGUGUUUUGGUCUAGUUAAUGCCGAUAGGCUGAAAGGUACCCCGCUCGUCGGUGUUUGUGUUGUGUACGUUGAAUUUGCUAGUUUUAGUCACGAGAACAUCGUCGCAUUCAAAACCACCGAAAUCGUAUGUGGACAGAAGAGCGCAUAGAGAUCCUCAACAAUUUGUUUUUCAUUAAAGUCUUUAUGAUUUAUUUUCCAAUUAGCUCCAAUCAUUCCCCAUCCCAUGAAAACAAAUACACACAAAAAGGCACUGGCGUAUCGAUAGCUCGAUCGUUUACCGAAUUUGUCGAAUACGAAUACAGUUCGAAAACGGAUGUGCUGUGGCCGGUACAAAGUACAAACCCCUCCUCUCCAGAAAAAACACACACACACACACUAAAAGCGCCCUGCUGUGCAUUACAUGACAAGGCAUCCGAUUGCAUCCCAUGCCUGACUUCCCUCGAACCCGGUAAAUUCGAUGUGAUAAGUUCAACACAACAUUUAACUGUAUUAAGCUCUGCGCGGGAGAGGACGGGGCUGACGGAAGUGCUCUCGUCACACACAACUGGAGACAGCUGGUCAGUUUAAAUUUCCCACACAAGCAAUAGACAGUGGUGAGAAUGUGAUGCGUUGCAUUGUUUCUGUGUGUAUCCCAACCCCCCUCCCGAACAAGGUAAACACAACAAAAAAAAACACCCCAAACUGUUGCAGUAUAGUAGAACUCUUACGUGCCUAUAGUCUGUUAACAACUCGAACCGAACGCAACGCGCGGACAUGGAAAACAAAAGUAUUUGAGUGAAAGAUAUAAAAAAGGAAGGAAAAACAAAGAAGAGCAGUGCAACAAAAAAAGAAGUACGAAAUACGCCGUAACACAACACACACACACACCUAAAUACGCAGAGCUAAUAUUUCCAAAACACGAUACCAAAACAGAAAGACUUUGCCAACAAAAACAAAAAACAAAAACUGGCGGAAAAGCGAAGAUGCAAACGAAACAAGGCAAAUUAGGUAAACCCCGUGGAGGUAAACCCCUCCACACCAACCAGCGGAUGCCAGCCUAUUGAUUCGGUUUUUUUUCCGUCCCAGUGUAUUUGUGUUUUCGUUGCGCCGUUUAGUUUGUCUGCUUUACUAAAAACUAAGUAAUUUGUUCGAAUUUUUAGCUUUUAUUUUUAUAUGUUUUUUUGUUUUCUUUUUUUGUUGUUUUUAUCACUGAAUGAGUUAUAGAUUUACUUUCACUUGAUCGCAGUAAUCGGAGCGGUUUAUCGAUUGUGAAACGGGUUGUGUUUUUGUUUUCUUUUACUUUGUUUUAUUCGAAAGAAAUGUAUAUUUUAUUAGUUUACUUCUCAGGUAAGUGAGUGUUUUUGGUUUUUGGUUUUGUUCGCCGUAAUACUUUAUCAUUUUUGCAUCCAUUUAUUUAUCUAUUUCAAUGUCUAUUUCUUUACUGUAGCAAAUGGACACAUGAAGCGUACAUUAAAAAAAUAAAUAAAGUCAAAACGGAUUUAAUCGGUGAGUGAAUGACAUACCAAAAUUCCUCGGCCUACUAUAACAAACCCACGUACUACAACAAAACAACAACAAACUCGCACACACAUACACACACACAGAACGAAUAGUACUGAGAGAAGAAGAAGCAAAGCAAACAAGUAAAAUGAGUACAACCAAGUCUACUACUACCGUUCAACCAACGAACGAACCUUCACUCACCUUCAUUGGCAAAGCUGAAACGGAAAAAAAAACAAAAAAAAAACACGAUAAAAUGCAGUCUUUUGCGUACCAUAGAUUUAUUAGCAAGUAGACACGUCGUGACGUAAUACGCAACACCGUAAACACAAUAUAAAAGUAUAAAGCAUUUAAGCUCACAGCACAGCAGCGUAACACAAAAAGGGAAAAAGAAACACAAAACGGUCGAUCGAUGAGUACAUGUUGAGCCCUUCGAACGCGACAUUUACUAAACAAUAACAACAAAACAAACAAAGAAAUGAUAUUAACAUAUUUAAGACUGUGUUUUUAUGUUGAUUUUUUGUGUCUCCGUUUAUUACGUACAUAUAUACCAUACAUUAUGGAAGUAGGUAUAAAAAAAAAACAAAACAUAAACAUGAACAAGUACGCGUGCGUGUUAUGUGUGUGUUGUGGAAGAAAGAGAACACAAAACGAAGCGAAAGCGUAAAGGAAGGAGUAGAAAGAAAAAUAGCCAAAUCUCCCACCAUGCUGAACAAACAAACAAAACACAAAAAAAAAAACAAACAAAUGUCAAAUGGCGGUGGGCUUAGUGGGCAACAAAUUACAACACUUAACAUUUACCACGUUUUGCGAAUAUAUUACAAACAAAACAAAACAAAACAAAACAAACAAAAGAAAGCAUACUUAUAAUGAUAUAAACAGUAACGCAUAUAGUUGUAAGACAUCGGCGUGGGGCAUCGAUCGACUCUGAAAGCAAAACCAGCAAAACCGGAACAUUGAAGAACAACAGCAACAGCAGAAAAAAACAAUAAUAUACAAAAGUUGAAAACUUCUUUAACUUUCAUAUACACACUCACACACCAUAAAGAGCAUAUGCAUACAUUAUACGAUCUCUAGGAUACUUACUUGCCGGUAUGGUUGAUGGCUGCAGCAGAAGCGAAAUGGUAAAACAAACAAAACAACCCAAACAAACAAAGGAACGUACAGUAAUUAAGCAUUAAGAUAACAACUAUUAGAAGUGAUUAAUGGAUAGCAGUAGUAAAAUUGAAACGGUACAAGCAAACGGGUUUACACUUUUCCUUUUAGAUUUAUUCGUGUUACUCUUAUUAGCAUUCUUUUUCGUUUGAUUUUUGUUUGUUUUACUUUUUCUUCUUUUUUCUCGAUCGAUUUUAUCUUUCUUUUGUGUUUUAUUGUUUCUUCAUUGUCUUUUUUAUUUCAUUUUUAAAUUUUUCAUAUUUGUAUCUUUUUUCUUCGUAUUAGUUUUUUUCUAUAAUCUCUUUUAAGCAAAUGACAAAAGUAUAUAAUUCCCCCCUGUAUGCUGUACCGUAGUAGAUUGUAAUUCUAUGAAAUUGAUUACUUCUAAAACUAAAUUUAAACAAACAAAAAAAAACUCUUCCCGCACUGUCGUGCGAUUGUAACGAUCGUGCGACAGUGUGACAGAGGAAGGGCAAGGACACACUCAUGAAAUUAACAUAAUUUUAUUGCAUAGGUUCAUUUUCGGAGCAGGAGAGCGGUGUAGGAGGGUAAAGUGAGUCAAAUGAGAGAGAGUGUGUGUUCGAAUUACCAAGGACAUUCCUUGGGAAAUUGGAAAUGGCACAGGACAUACAAAGAAAAACGAAUGGUUCGGUAAGGUGAACACGGAGUGUGAUGGGCAAGCGACGAAAAUGACCUUUAUCUAAUAUGUAAGAAGUAAGAAAACCCCCCUAGUAACGAGAAGUAAUAAUGUUGUGUGCGUUAGGGAGCCAAAAACAAAACUCAAACACGCAAAAUGGUUAAUGAAAAA